This is a messenger RNA of Tachysurus fulvidraco (yellow catfish), 1152 nucleotides long. RefSeq names its product extensin-like. The record is from RefSeq and is a predicted model, not a curated record. Lineage: Eukaryota; Metazoa; Chordata; Actinopteri; Siluriformes; Bagridae. The coding region runs from base 1 to 1152 and encodes 383 amino acids. The transcript has 3 exons.
AUGGAGCUAGAGCCUAAUAACAGCGAUGAUCUAAGAGCCUGUCAGUUUAACAGCUACCACUUCCUCAUCACCACUUCCCCUCACCACUUCCCCAUCACUACUUCCCCAUCACCACAUCCCUAUCACCACUUCCCCAUCACCACUUCCCCUCACUACUUCCCCAUCACCACAUCCCCAUCACCACUUCCCCAUCACCACUUCCCCAUCACCAUUUCCCCAUCACUACUUCCCAUCACCACUUCCCCAUCACCACAUCCCCAUCACUACUUCCCCAUCACCACUUUCCCAUCACCACAUCCCCAUCACCACUUCCCCAUCACCAUUUCCCCAUCACCACUUCCCCAUCACCACUUCCCCAUACCACUUCCCCAUCACCACUUCCCGAUCACCACUUCCCCUCACCACUUCCCCAUCACCAUUUCCUCAUCACCACUUCCCCUCACCACUUCCCCAUCACUACUUCCCCAUCACCACAUCCCUAUCACCACUUCCCCAUCACCACUUCCCCUCACUACUUCCCCAUCACCACAUCCCCAUCACCAAUUCCCCAUCACCACUUCCCAUCACCACUUCCCCAUCACCACUUCCCCAUCACCACUUCCUCAUUACCACUUCCCCUCACCACUUCCCCAUCACUACUUCCCCAUCACCACAUCCCUAUCACCACUUCCCCAUCACCACUUCCCCUCACUACUUCCCCAUCACCACAUCCCCAUCACCAAUUCCCCAUCACCACUUCCCAUCACCACAUCCCCAUCACCACUUCCCCAUCAUCACUUCCCCAUCACCACAUCCCCAUCACCACAUCCCCAUCACCACUUCCCCAUCACCACUUCCCCAUCACCACUUCCCCAUCACCAAUUCCCCAUCACCACUUCCCCAUCACCACUUCCUCAUCACAACUUCCCCAUACCACUUCCCCAUCACCACUUCCCGAUCACCACUUCCCCUCACCACUUCCCCAUCAUCACUUCCCCAUCACCAAUUCCCCCUCACAACAUUCCCAUCACCACUUCCCCUCACCACUUCCCCAUCACCACUUCCCCAUCACCACAUCCCCAUCACUACUUCCCCUCACCACUUCCCCAUCACCACUUCCCCAUCACCACUUCCCCUCCACCAAAACCUGAAACCAGUGCACAUAACUCUUGA